Messenger RNA from Cryphonectria parasitica EP155, 843 nucleotides. RefSeq lists its product as uncharacterized. Lineage: Eukaryota; Fungi; Ascomycota; Sordariomycetes; Diaporthales; Cryphonectriaceae. The transcript has 2 exons. The record is from RefSeq and is a predicted model, not a curated record. The coding region runs from base 1 to 843 and encodes 280 amino acids.
AUGACCACCACCACCACUGCUGCUGCUACUACUACUACUGCUGCUGCUGCUGCUGGUGGUCCCGCCCUUGUCGUCCCUGGCGCCGCGGCUCCUCCCGGCGCCAUCUCAAACGCCAUGCAGGAGUUCCUGCGCAAGAACCCUGGUCUCGCUCACGAGGGCACCACGCGCGACGCGGCUGCCAGGGAGCACUUUGGUCGCGCCGUAUACGAGUUCUACGACCAGAACUCGGAGUGGGUUAUUACCCGCCGGGCCAUGGCCCCUGCUGCUCGUCCUGGUGGCAUGCCCGUCCGAAUCCCAGGUGGACCCCAGCGCAGACGUCUCUGCACCUUCUGCCAGAGACAGGUAAACGACUUCAGCCGUCACAACCUGGAGAACCACACCAGGGACCCCGUCAAGAAGAAGUACUGCCCCUACUGGGGCUGCGACUGGACGGGCCUCCGCGACGGCACCAUCCCCAUCGACGAGCACCUCGCGUGCCGGCACUUCGACUUCCGCAACACAGCGGGCCGGGGCGGUGCGCUCGGCGACACGUCGGCGCGCCCGCCCGUCCUCCGACACCUCAACAUGGCCGCGCUGGCCGAGGUCGCCCGCCGGGGCCAUGCCACCGCCGCAGGCCUGAUGAGCGAGCGCGCCCGCCUGCUGGGUCUCCUGCGCGCCCGGGGUACGUUCUGCCCGGCCCUGGAGCAUAACGUCUUCAACCAGACGCUGCUGCCGCCUCACGCCGACGCCGACGUCGACCUGAUGAAGAAGGACGAGCGCAUCGAGUACGUCGUCGCGCUGCGGACCGAGGUGGCUGCCUGGAGGAGCCGCAUCCACGACGCCAACCUGAUGCUGGCCCAGUGA